This is a messenger RNA of Prorocentrum cordatum, 180 nucleotides long. Lineage: Eukaryota; Dinophyceae; Prorocentrales; Prorocentraceae. The record is from the annotation of a GenBank genome assembly.
GCGCGGCAGUCGGCCCUGCUGCGAGGCAGGAUGGCGUCCCUGCGGCAGGACGUGGCGCACCUGGAGCAGGCGCUGAUGGCCAGCAGCCAAAACACGCAGGCCUACGGCGUGACGCGGAAGGAGCUCGCCCGGAGAGGCGACCUGCUCGCAAAACUGUCGGAGCAGGCGGAGGGCAUCCAG